AUGUCUAUCUAUCUAUCUAUCUAUCUAUCUAUCUAUCUAUCUGUUAUUAAAUUGUUAGUUUUAACAUCCAUCUUAUUUAUUUUAUUGAGUUGUAAGUUUUAUCUUCUGAGUAUCUAUCUAUCUAUCUAUCUAUCUAUCUAUCUAUCUAUCUAUCUAUCUUGUCUUUUUCAUUGUCUGUCUAUCUAUCUUAUCUAUCUAUCUAUCUAUCUAUCUAUCUAUCUAUCUAUGUUUCUUUUUUCUUUCUUUCUACCUUCAUUUCUGUUUUGUUUGUUUGUUUGUUUGUUUCUUUUUUAUUUCAUUCUUUCUUCCUUUCUUUCUGCUUUCUUUCUUUUUCUUUCUUCCUUUCUUUUUCUUUCUUCCUUUCUUCCUUACUUUCUAUUUUUUCUUUCUUUCUCAAGUAGUGUCUUUUUCUUUCUUUCUUUCUUUCUUUCUUUCUUUCUUUCUUUCUUUCUUUUUCAUUCUUUCUUUCUUUCUUUCUGUUUUCUUUCUUUUUUUUUGUUUUGUUUCUUUUUUUUUUACUUUCUUUCUUUUAUCAAUCUUUCUUUCUUCCUUUCUUUCUGUUUCCUUUCUGUUUUGUUUGUUUGUUUGUUUCUUUCUUUCUUUUUUCCUUCAUUAUUUCUUCCUUUCUUUCUGUUUUCUUUCUUUUACUUUCUUUAA
Molecule: messenger RNA, 657 nt
Organism: Acanthosepion pharaonis
Lineage: Eukaryota; Metazoa; Mollusca; Cephalopoda; Sepiida; Sepiidae
Source: the annotation of a GenBank genome assembly